CGCCGACUGGCAGCGUUCAUGAGUAGCCAUGUCUGGUAUCGCUCUGAGUAGGCUGGCGCAGGAGCGGAAAACGUGGAGGAAAGAUCACCCAUUUGGCUUUGUCGCUGUUCCCACGAAGAAUCCCGAUGGCACGCUGAAUCUGAUGAACUGGGAAUGUGCUAUUCCUGGGAAAAAAGGGACGCUGUGGGAAGGUGGCCAGUACAAGUUGAGGAUGCUGUUUAAGGAUGAUUAUCCCUCGUCUCCUCCAAAAUGUGAGUAUUUUCUUGGCAUGGGAGAAGGGAGAGAGCUGAUAAAACUGGCUUAUUCCGAGGAAACAGCGAAGGAGCGGUUUAUAUCAACAGCACGUUCUCCAGCACCGGCCGAUCAUGAGCAGAGUGCUCAGAUUUAUUAGAACCUCCCAUGAUUU
Molecule: messenger RNA, 406 nt
Organism: Lepisosteus oculatus (spotted gar)
Lineage: Eukaryota; Metazoa; Chordata; Actinopteri; Semionotiformes; Lepisosteidae
Source: RefSeq, a predicted model, not a curated record